This is a messenger RNA of Microstroma glucosiphilum, 634 nucleotides long. Its product is annotated as putative PUP3-20S proteasome subunit beta3. The transcript is spliced from 4 exons. Gene Ontology annotation, biological process: proteasome-mediated ubiquitin-dependent protein catabolic process. Gene Ontology annotation, cellular component: proteasome core complex; proteasome core complex, beta-subunit complex. NCBI's taxonomy places the organism in Eukaryota, Fungi, Basidiomycota, Exobasidiomycetes, Microstromatales, Microstromataceae. Bases 20 to 634 code for a protein of 204 amino acids. The record is from RefSeq and is a predicted model, not a curated record.
CUCAUAGACGUCGCCCAGCAUGUCCAUCAUGGAAUAUAACGGAGGGAGUGUGGUGGCCAUGAAGGGCAAGAACUGUGUGGCUAUUGCUACCGAUACACGGCUGGGUUCACAAGCUCUGACUGUCGCCUGCAACUUCGACAAGGUCUUUCCAGUCACUGAGAAGACCUACAUUGGUCUGGCUGGUCUUGGUUCCGAUGUAGCGACGCUGAAGUCGAAGUUCAGGUAUCGCAUGAAGAUCUACGAGAUGAAGGAGGAGAGGACAAUGGAGCCAGAGACCUUUGCUCACUUGGUCUCCUCUACACUCUACGAGAGGAGGUUCGGUCCCUACUUUGUCGAGCCGGUCAUUGCAGGCAUCAGCAGCAGUGGCGAUCCAUUCAUCGCGGGCGCAGAUCUCAUCGGCUGCCUGAACUUUGCAAAGGACGUGGUAGUGGCUGGUACAGCGAGCGACAAGUUGUAUGGAAUGGCAGAGGGCUUGUGGGAGCCAGACAUGGAUGAGGACCAACUAUUCGAGUGCAUCUCGCAAUCUCUACUGGGAGCUUUGGAGAGGGAUGCGCUAAGUGGAUGGGGAGCCAUCGUCAGGGUCAUCACACCCACAAAGGUCAUCGAGAGGACUCUGAAAGCUAGGAUGGACUAG